Molecule: messenger RNA, 2171 nt
Organism: Chara braunii
Lineage: Eukaryota; Viridiplantae; Streptophyta; Charophyceae; Charales; Characeae
Source: the annotation of a GenBank genome assembly
AGCCUUCCGACGUGUAUGGAGGAAUGUCGUGUGCACAAGGUCCGACCGGCGGUGCAGGUUUCGGCAUGCCGUCACUGUCCGCACAGUCCAUGGGCAUGGGUGGCAGGCCAUGGUCUCCACAAUGUGGGCAGAGCCCGGGGCGGUUUUUCAGGGCGAGGGUUUCCCCGUCUCCAGUAGUCGGUGAUGAUGGAGAGAGUGCCUGGACCCGGCCGGACCCGAGGGUGAUGUCCCCUGACACGCGCAUGGACCCGCCUUACGAUGACGGUGCCGGCGGUUCUGAAGCAGGUGACGAUGACGGCGUUGCGGAGCAAGGAAGUGUCGAUCCCGUUCGCGAUCAAAGCGAUGUGGCCAACAGUGGUAGAGCGGGCGAGGCGGGUAACGGACGGCCUGCGAACGCUCGUCCGUCGGCUCCGAAGAAACAGAACGUGCCGUGGACGUUGGAUGAGCGGAUAAAGCUCGCGAUGUUGAUGGGUGAGGAUGAUGCCCUCAUGGCAGAUGCCCGCGGGCAACACCGUUUCAAGCAGAGGAAGGAGCGGUAUGUUAGGGUGAACGAUAGGAUGAAGGAGGCCGGGUUCAGACAUAGGAGCGCUGAGGACUGCAGGAAGAAAUGGUCGAACAUGCUGCAGACAACGAAGCUCAUCGUCGAGAAAUGUGAAGCAUCAAGCCAGCCGUCGUAUUGGGAUCUGUCGUUGGAGGAGCGAAAGGAGAAGAAUCUCCCACUCUCCUUUGAGAAGGCAUUGUGGGACGCUAUGCAGUGUGCUGCAAAGAUCCGGCGAACGGAGAAGGGGAAGGCGAGGAGGGAGGAGGCGAGUACCAUUGCCACGCCGUUGAGCAGGGCCAUGGAGGAUUCCACUCGGUCUUACUGCGAUGGCCUCGACAAAGCGGCCAGUAGCCUGGCGAAAGCCACCGCAAACGCCGGCUCUGCAAUUGCCAGUCGGAUAGGAGACGUGGCCGAAGCGAUGCGCGGUGGCCGUAUCAACAUGGGGAGAUACGAUGAUGAUGAUGAUGAUAAUGAUGAUGAUGAUGAUGAUGACGAUGACGAUGAUGAUGAUGAUGAUGAUGAUGAUGAUGAUGAUGAUGAUGAUGAUGAUGAUGAUGACGACGAUGACGACGAAGACGACGACGAUGAUUGUCAUAAGGACACAGUAGAUGGUGACAUAGGUCAGGAUGACGAUGACGGUGAUGAUGAUGAUGACGAUGAUGAUGAUGUUGAUGAUGAUGAUGGUGAUGAUGAUGAUGGUGAUGAUGAUGAUGAUGACGAUGACGAUGACGAUGACGAUGACGAUGACGAUGAGGAUGAUGAUGAUGAUGAUGACGAUGACGAUGACGAUGACGAUGAGGAUGAUGAUGAUGAUGACGAUGACGAUGAUGAUGAUGAUGAUGAUGAUGAUGAUGACGAUGACGAUGACGAUGACGAUGACGAUGAUGAUGAUGAUGACGAUGACGAUGAUGAUGAUGAUGAUGAUGAUGAUGAUGAGGAUGAGGAUGAUGAGGAUGAUGAGGAUGAUGAUGUCGUCCACGCGGGUGAAUCCUUCCUGUGCAGGAAGCAAUCAAUGCCCACGCGGACGCCGUCCACUGUAGCGGUUUUAAUUCAAAUUGUUCGCGUCACGUCUGCGAAAAAACGUGAGGAUGAGCAUUUCUGUUUUCCCGGUAUCAAUGCUAUGAAAUCAAUCAGGUUCUUCGUGUCAUGUUUGUGUUUGCUCACAUGGGAAUUCCUGUGAAUGUUUUCUGUUAAAACGUCAUGCAUUACCGAGCACACAGAUUGCAAUUUUCUAUUACUUCUGUUAUUCCCAUCAUUAUAUUUUUUUCUUUUCGCCAUCGCAAUCAACUGAACGAGUCCGUGUUGUGUCGCAUGUGCGUGACGAUGCUUUUGGCAGCGAAGAAGGUGUGAUCGUUGUUGCAUAAAAUUGUUUUUUAUUUGAACAACAUUGUUUUCAAUCGAAUAACAGGUUCUUGCAAUUUAUUAUUUUCGUUUUGGAAUUGAACAACAACGUUUUGCAAUUGAGAGAGAGAGAGAGAGGUUAGAUAGGGCAGGGCGACAGUAUUCACGAGCAAGGAUAAGAAGGGAAUUUCAAUGACGGAGGGGAAAAAAAAAAAAAAAAAACUCAUCGAAGAACAGAAAUGUAUGCGGGUCAUUUUUAAAACAAUUGAAACAAACGUCUCCGGGGAGC